AUGAACCAGGAGAAUGAGGGAACUCAGACGACCCAGAGGCCCUCAAGUUCCUCUGGAUCCUCUUUAUUCUUUCUGCUCGUUAUGAUGUUUAUGCUCUUCUCCGGUGGCCCAGGCGAAGCACCUGCGACUCAACACGACAUUCAGGAUUCGCUUCAAUCCCUCAAAUACGAACUGGCUAAUUAUACAGCAUGGCAAGACGGCGGACCAAGCAACUUUACGCUCGAAAGAGAAAGUCUGGGACUUCUCAGAUUGGAAAGCGCACUCUUACAUCCACCGCAUCUUCCACCAACUGUCGAUGCUGCGUACUAUAACAACAUCACAGGAAACUACAAGACGAAGACGGGAUUUAUCGACCUCGAACUUCCUUCUUCUAGCCGUGGUCUGGUGGACGGGCCUUCGGUGAGCCUCAGAGCCGAAGGCAUCCAUUUGCCCGAAGAAGGAAGUUUAAUGGCAUUAGUCGAACCGAAAGACGUCGCUCCAGACAUACGGCAUCUCGCGGGCCUUGUACCUCCAUCACUCUUCAAUGACACCACCCACGUCAUCACUGAACAGUUGAAGGAGAGGGUCAAGGAAUUCGAGCAGAGUAUCUCCGAUGGGACAGCGCAGCUGGACUCUGAUAGUGACCCAGUAACACGAUGUUCGUUCAUCUUCCGGGGCCAUCUUCACCCUAUGCUCGUUCAUCAGUCGAUGGUCGACCUGUAUGAGCAGGAACAGAAGACACCAACAGGCAUACCGCUACCCAAGCUUGCGGCUCCUGGGUUCAACGGGCUCUUGAUUAGCGAGGAGUGUGGGAUUGCCAUCGAGCUUGAAGAAGUCAAGGGCAUCUCCUCUAUUCGUAUGAGUCGCAGGAUUGUCGUUUGCAAGUCCGAUACCCAUGCAGCAAUCGCCUCUGCGGUAUUCUAUAUCCUUAUUCAACUUUCACUCCAAGUCAGCGAUCAAUGGAGAACAACUACAACCUUGUUGCGAGGUUCCCGAGGAGUUAUGGCGACUUGGUUGAUUGCGGAUUCGUACGCUGCCAUCUCACAUCUAAUGGCCGCGGUCAUGACCUCCGAGGUACGGUAUGCACUGUUGGUGCCAGGCUUUCUGGGUGGAGUACUCGUGGCAACAGAUAUCCGCCUUCUCACGUACUUGAAUGGGGUCCAGCUACUCCUCAGCCAACCAGCUCCAGCCCCACCACCACCACCGAUAACCACGACGGCUCCAACCGCGUCGACUACUGGAGUUUCAUCGACCGCACCCACAGUGUCGCAACCGUCACCAGACACUACAGUCACUGGUAGCUUUCUAUUGCGAGCAGGGACCGUUUUGUUUGCCAACGAUUUUCGCGCCUGGUUGGCAAUCGUCUUUGGUUUCAGCAUCUUUAGUAUGCUUUUCCUUGGAGUCCCCAUCUACGGAGUUUGGUUCAUCUUGAUUGCGUCGACGUGGUCGGGUCAAAUCACGCGCAAUGUGUAUCAACGGACACGCAGGGUUCUGCGCCACGAUACGAUAGUGUUGUCUUCUAUUGUCCGACUUUUCACUCCACUGUAUAUCUUUGCUUGUCCUAACAACCUUCUUAAUAUUGAACCAGCAGAAUGGAUCUGGGUAAUACCUGCUUGGGUUAUCCUGCAGACAGCCGUAUUGCUUGGACAGGACUAUUUUGGGCCGAGCUGGUUUAUCCCAGACUUUUGGAACCGUGGUCCCGUCUACGACUACCACCCCGAUAUUGUCAAGUCCGACGAGGAAGCGACCGAAUCAAAGCUCGGUGACUGUUCCAUUUGCAUGGAGCCCAUCUCAGCGGAUCAAGGGGAUAUCGGUCCUGAGCGUGGAAAAGUAUUGCAGCUUUGCUGGAAGCAAGCAGCCAAGAAACGACGCGUCUAUGCGCUUGCUCCGUGCGGACACAACUUUCACACUGAUUGCCUGGAACAAUGGAUGGAGAUCAAGAGCAUCUGUCCUCAAUGUCGUGGAUACUUGCCUCCACUAUAA
Serendipita indica DSM 11827 is the source of this 1962-nucleotide messenger RNA. The record is from the annotation of a GenBank genome assembly. NCBI's taxonomy places the organism in Eukaryota, Fungi, Basidiomycota, Agaricomycetes, Sebacinales, Serendipitaceae.